Aspergillus aculeatus ATCC 16872 is the source of this 354-nucleotide messenger RNA. RefSeq lists its product as uncharacterized. The transcript has 4 exons. Bases 1 to 354 code for a protein of 117 amino acids. NCBI's taxonomy places the organism in Eukaryota, Fungi, Ascomycota, Eurotiomycetes, Eurotiales, Aspergillaceae. The record is from RefSeq and is a predicted model, not a curated record.
AUGCCCCUCAUCGACCUCAUCCGCACCGAUCCCACCCUUAACGAAAUCCGCCAGUAUAUUUAUCUACGUUUCCCGCUGUCGGAACUGGAGCUGACGCCCGGCCUGGCUCAACUGAAUUUAUCUGAUUUCUAUUUUAUGUCAUAUCUCAUCUCGCUCUGGUUUAUCUGGUCGCAUCCCUUCUACAACUGGAUCGACCGGGAUUUGUUUUUGCGGGAGAUGCAGACUGGCAAGCGGAUAGGUAUUCUGGCCGACGUAUAUGUCUACUCGGACCACCGGGAUGUGUUUACCAUCCCCGGCGAUACUGCCUCCAAAGGCCUCUAUUUCUAUGAGGAAGCAAAGCGGUUAUUCGAUUAG